Molecule: messenger RNA, 570 nt
Organism: Salvia miltiorrhiza (redroot sage)
Lineage: Eukaryota; Viridiplantae; Streptophyta; Magnoliopsida; Lamiales; Lamiaceae
Exons: 1
Coding region: 1-570 (189 amino acids)
Source: RefSeq, a predicted model, not a curated record
AUGGCUAGUAUCUGGCGACCGGGCAAGGGAGUAUUCAUGAAAGAUAUCGGUAAAGGGAGAUUCAUAUUCCAAUUUUUUCACGAACUAGAUCUGAAGCGAGUUUACGAGGGAGGGCCUUGGGCGUUUGGUAAUUUCCCUUUAAUUCUCCAUCGAUUGAGGAAAGGAGAGUUCCCGCUUACUGUUCCGUUGGACAUCCUGCCUUUUUGGGUCCAAAUCCAUGAUCUUCUUGCUGGAUUUUUGACGGAAGGGGUAGGCAAACUUCUGGGUAACUUCAUUGGUACGUUCAUGGAAUAUGAUAGUACUAACUCAUCUGGGGUGUGGCGACAGUACAUGAGAGUUCGGGUUGGCAUUCGGGUGACUGAUCCUUUGAAGCGCUUUAAGAAAUUGAAACAGAAAGAUGGAUCAACCUUCACUGUUAACUUCAAGUACGAGAGGCUUAAUGUUUUUUGUUUUCUCUGCGGAAGACUUGGCCAUUCCGAGAGUUUUUGCGAGCUUAUGUUCAACGAAGGCUCGAAAGACACCGUGAGGGAAUGGGUGUUAGCCUUAAAGCGGCGGAUCGACGGGGGGUGA